Molecule: messenger RNA, 1005 nt
Organism: Parascedosporium putredinis
Lineage: Eukaryota; Fungi; Ascomycota; Sordariomycetes; Microascales; Microascaceae
Source: the annotation of a GenBank genome assembly
AUGUCGCCUCCUGCGCUGGCUGUCGGAGCCGGCGUAGCUGCCGUGACCGUAGCGGUCGCAGCUGCCAUUGCCAUUUACGAAAACGAAGAUGUGCGACGCUACGCCGACCAGAUCCGUCGCCGGCUCGCCAUCGCCCUCCACAAUCUCGGCAAUGAGCUUGACCCGGGUCAGACCCACGACCUCGAGCCCCUCUUCAAUCGGCCGGAGGAUGCAGAGGGCUUUCUCAUGUCCUCGCGCGGAGGACUCGAACCUGGUGUUGACGCCGACGACGAGUCUAAGAAGAGACAGAGGGAAGAGCUCAUGUACUGGAAUGCCCUGCGAGAGUCGCAAAUGUCGGAGAAGCCCCAGCCUAGCGGCGAGAAGCCGCGGUCUAGGGCAGUGAGCUUUGACGAUUUCCUAAAGCCCGACGCCUCGGGCGAAGACGGCACCCUAGUUUGCCACCACCGCCGACCACGACCAGGAUGCUCGCCGCCGCUCUUCCUCGCCGCCAUCACCACCGGUAUCGCCACUGGUGUCGCCACCGGCGUCGCUGGUGCUGCUGCUGUCGGCAUUGCCUCGGGCACACUUGUCGACCCAGAAGCCUCGGCCCUUAUUGACUUUGGAAGUGAGAGCUCCGCGAGCACCAUCUCCGGCACCCUUGAGCACUCAGAGGAGCGUCCCCGCUCUCCCGUGCUGAACGAGGCCGCCAACGAUGCUGUGGACCCCCGCUUCGGCGACCGCGCUUCUCUUCUCUUCGAUGACAUCUCGGCUUGGGCCCAGGCCACCGACCCCGCCAACCGCCCCUCCUCCCCCAUGAGCUCCUCGGGCUCCUUCUCCCACGCUGGCUUCUCCGACGGCCAGCUCACCCCGACGACGCUCUAUCCCGUUCACCAAAACUUUUCCGAUGCUGCCAGCCAGCAAUUUGAGGUCCGGAGUGUCAGCGAGGGCAUGUUCACCCCAGCCAGUUGGUCCGAGGUGGGAAGCACCAUAAGCGAGGACGACAUCCCCGUGCCCGUACACCAGUAA